UCAGGAGUCCCUCAGUCAGAUUUCAUGGCAGAGGAGGACCAGAGAAAAACCUCAGAACGACAACUUCUUUACUAUCCUACCCACAACUGGACCACAGUUUGUCGGUGGAGAGGACAAAAGAUUCACAAUCAUUGGGGAUUUCAAAGACAACAAUAGAACUCUUCUUUUAUCCAGUGUUACCUUGAUGGAUGAAGGGAUUAUUAUCACUUAGAGCUCGAUGACAAAAUCCGGCUAUGACUCCAUGAAACAAAUCAGCAAAUAACCUAAGUUGGCUUUAUAGCAGCUGUCACUACAUAAAAUUGGUCGUUUUCACAGCUUUAAUGAUGAGUUCAAACACAUUUUGUUUCUCAGUUUAGCAGUUUAACAGCACAAUGAAAACACCAGUUAGCAUCUCCCUUAGUCCUGCCUCCGGGUCUUCAGCCAUACACUGCUGGUGACGAGGCUCUUUGUGUAGUGUCGUAAAUGGAGGGUAAUGGCGUACACGAUGCUGCUGCUGCUGCUGCUUCACCAGGUUAGAGAAACAAAAGCACUCCGGGUGAUUGGUGGAGAAAAAACCGUGGUUCAAGAUGGAAACGCUGUUUUACCCUGCAUACUUAUUGAAACUCAGGAGUCCCUCAGUCAGAUUUCAUGGCAGAGGAGGACCAGAGAAAAACCUCAGAACGACAACUUCUAUACUAUCCUACCCACAACUGGACCACAGUUUGUUGGUGGAGAGGACAAAAGAUUUACAUUCAUUGGGAAUUUCAAAGGGAACAAUGGAACUCUUCUUUUAUCCAGUGUUACCUUGAUGGAUGAAGGGAUCUACACGUGCAUCUUCACGUUGUUCCCCAGUGGCAGUCACAAGACGGAGAUACCUUUGAACGUGCUUGUGCCUCCAGUGACCAGUCUGGAAUCUAAUACUCCCACUGUGGGUAAAGACGAGGUGUUGUUUGCUACCUGCACUGCUGCUGUCUCCAAACCUCCUGCAGAAGUGAAGUGGAACAUCAGUCCUCUUGGAGAAAAAGUACGUGCGGCAACCAGCGCCACCCAGUAUACCAACGGUACAACUACAACCAUCAGCUCACUGUUCGGUGUGCCUACCUUGGAAGUUAACAAUCAGUCGGUCCCAUGUGUCGUCACCAGUGAAGCCCUGGCGAACGAAACUCUGCCCUUCACCAUCCAGGUCCAGUUCCCCCCCAUGGAAGUGAACAUCAUUAAAACAUCACCAAACACGUUUGAAUGCGAGAGUAAAGCAAACCCCCCAGCAAAUUUUACCUGGAAAAGAUCCGGCGAGGCUGUGUCUCAGCCUUCUGUCACAGUAGAUGGUGCAAAACUACAAUUUUUGAGCUGGACCCCUGAUCUGAAUGACCUCUAUGAAUGCGAAGCAUCCAACCAGCAUGGAAACAACAGUCACAAGCUCUAUAUUCAGGUUGUUGUGGUAAAAGAUUGCUGCGUUGCUGGUUGGGUCUUAUUUGCUCUUUUGCUUAUCCUGAAUGCAUUGUGGGCCUGCUAUAAAUUUGAGCUUUUACGAAGAAUCAUUGCAUCUGUACGUGGCCGUCAGCCAGUAGCCACAUCUUCCAACUCACCAGUACGCGCUCAAGAAUCAUUACAAGUUCAAGACCAACAAGCAGAGGUAGAGAAAAUAUCUAACUGUGCAUUAAAGACUUUAUUUAUGGUCAUAAUAUUUCUCAUGCAUAUUAUGUUAUUUGAGGUGUAUUAUAUUUUUGCACCAAUAAUUUCAGUUUAUUUAUGUUGUUGGCUGGCAACAGCCAUGUUUUUGGGUUGUUCAUGCCAUUUUUGUGGACUCAAAAGAUCAGGAAUGCCUGGAAGGAAUUUCACUGUAUUUUACAAACAUGCCCUCUUGGAUUCAAAGAAGAACUUACUAGAACUUGGUGGUCAAAUGUCAAACAAGUUUAGGGCGAACUUAGGAAUUCAUGCAUAUGUUAUGCUAAAAUUUCACACAAAUGUCUAAUAGAAUAAAAUGAUGAAGUAAUGAUGAUUAUUACCAUAAGUCAGGAACAGAAGGGCAGAGUGUGAGCAUAUUUCACAUUUGCUCAGAUACUGAAUUGGUGAAUCAUGGUUGCCAAACUUCGAUGACUGGAUAAUUCUUAAAUGCUGCCAGGUGAAGCAUUUUAGAAUCUUUAGCUUCUUUGCAGAAACAUCCAUAUUGUCUUGUUAUGUCAGAGUGUUGUGUUCCAUCAGAAGCAGCCUUAUUGGCUAAAAAUGUGAACAUAUAGGAGGAGAUUUGUUAUUUUUUUUGUUUUCUCACUGAACUUACAAUCUUUACUAUUGUAGAUAUUUAUAUUGUGUUGACUGACAUGGAUGUAAACUACAGCUUGACUGGUUGAUGGAGAUACUGUAUACAAGCACCAGGUGGUAUUUCUAUUUAUGUCUGCUGCUUUCGACACAACUGGUAAGCUACAAAGUAAAAGUCGUCUUUUUUUAACUUUGUGUUGUGCGUUCAAUUAUACAGCAGAGUUUUUUUUUAAAUGCAUUGUCUUCUUAAAAAGUUUGUUCUGGAUUUGAAAUGAAAUCUUGUAAUCAAAUGCUUUGAAUUGUCUGCCAUAGGAACCCCUGUGACAGAUGCAGAAGCAACAGGACAGACAGCAGUCAGACUGUGGAAUGCAGAGACUUCACCACAAACGUGCGUCAACAGCAGCUGAACAGAUGGAGAACAGGUGCAGGAGUCAUGUCAGUUCAGAUUCCUGGUUUCAGUUAAAUUUUUUUCUUGUAGUUUCCAUCUUUAGCAUGAAGUUUCUGUCUUGCAGUUGUUGUAGGUGGUCCCUGAUUGGCUGCUUGAUGCAAUUAUCAACAAGUACACAAAGCAAGUAUUAUACUAAAUAAGUGGCAGAAAAUGAAUGCAGACUCCAUAACCAUCAAACCGAAAAUGUACGCGACUAUUUUGACCUAAGAGGGAAGUCUUCUUAACUGACUUUCCCUAUCAUUCACAUCUGUAUAGGAUGUGGCUUCACUGCCUGCUUCCUUAACAUCAACAGAUUUAACGAUAGUGAAGUACACAGGAGGCCAGGUUACUCUGAUGACCCAGAAACACACAAGCAUGAACCGUGUUUAUUGUACAUUAGCAUAUGCACGCAACACGUCUGUUUUCCUGCGCCCGUCAUGUCCUGAAUGAUGUCAAAGCGAUUUUGAAGCUCAUAAGUUUACAGUGUUUUACGUAGAAGUUAAAAGUUUUCCAUUUUCUUCCAGAGGGAUCCAUGGGAGCAGUCAGUGUUUGACAUUUGAUGUGGCACUUAUUAUUCUCUUCAAAAAACCAACGUUGACAGUAUUUUCUCAGUGGUUGUGAGGACAGCUGGUUUCAUUCCACGUCAAUUCAACAAAUGUUUUCAAAAUAGUUCACACCUGUGCAUCUUUCAAUUUCAUAUAGAUGUAGAUAGAUAUACAUAUACAGAUAACAUAGCUAUAACAUGAUGAGUAAACAUGGAUAUGUAUGAAUAUGCUUAUGUACAGGUAUGGCAUGGAGGAUGUACCCACAUUUUGGUUAUUUCCAUCAAAAAUUUAUCAUUAUCAAGGGGAAAAGACCUGUAUUAAACGUGAUAUUAUUACACGUGAAGAGAGAAGUGUCAUGUUUUGCAUGUUUUGCUGAUCUGGGAGAGCAGUUCUGCUUUCUCUUGUUUUGCAAAAGCAGCAGCCUUUUGUUAAAGGAGCUGCUUAAGGUCGCCACAGUCUCAUGCAGGGGGUGAGAGGUGUUUUCUCGGAUGGAUGUCAGUUUCUUCCUUCCUUCAAUUCAUCUUCUUGGUGGAGUCCAUGGGACAGUCCAGGACAGAGCUGAUCCUCCCUAUCAGUUUGUUUAGUUUCCUUUUGUCCCUGUCUGUCCUUCUGUAUCCCCAGGAGAGUGCUGCACAGAGGAAUGCAGAAGCAGAAGGUAGUUUUUGACAGUGUCCUGCACACACCAAAAGACCUCAGUCACCCCAGCACUGGACAUCUCUAUUAUUAGAGCUGCAAUGUUGCCUUUCAGCUAGAAGAUCCCGGUUCGUAUCCUGGCCUGGUCCUAGGAUCUUUCUCCACCGAUUUUCUUCGAGCCUAGUUAUAAUGUUCAGUAUGUCUUCCAGUGGGGAGCACUGGUGGAGUGGUUUAACUUGCCAUACCUGCUAAUUGAUUGUCCUAACAUUGAUUAGAAAUACAAAAAACUUACUUUUUUCUCACUUUCCUUCAAAAAAAUCUGCCAAAUUGAAGAUGGACAGGCAAAAACUUUUUUUCUUUUAUUUUGGCGAACUGAAAUGGAAUCACUGAGCUGUACUCACAACCACUGACAAAAUCCUGCCAACUCUGGUCUUUUGAAAGGAAUAAAAAUGUCUUUGCUUUCCUUUCUCAAAAGGAUUUUACAAUCAGUGAGGUCAAAAAGUUCUUUAUUGUCAUAUCAUUCCACAUUUACACAUGAAUUAAUACGAAAUUGGACCCUGGUCCCGGUUUCAGCCAUAAGACAAUAUAAAAACACUUUCAUAAAAGACAAUAUAAGCAUAAAGAGACUACAACAAACACUGACUGUUCCCAUGGAUCCUUGUAAUAACAUUUAUUUUACUAGGAAAUGGAAAACUUGACUGAAAAUAAAUGAUUUUUCAUGGAUCCUGCUGCCUAGCCGAAAACAGUGCCUUUUGCUGGAUAAAAAUGUUCUGAAUGUGCGUAGCAUGGACAGUAAUGUCUCUUCAAUCAGUUACCUUAGUUACUCUGUUUAUUAUUCAACUGGAUGCAACACGUGAGAAAACUUGAGAAUAUGGAAUCAACAUCUGACAGUAUUGUGGUAGCACACACACACACACACACACACACACACACACACACACACACACACACACACACACACACACGGUAUUGUUUAAAAUAUUUGCCCACUGCAGCCCUCUGCUGUUAUAUUUUUGCAUAUUUUGCAUUUUCGAGAUUUUACAAAUUCACAACCUCUGCCUCAAAUUCUCUUUUUGUCAAAAUGUAAAAUAUUUAAUUCUUUUCAUUUUCAUUAAUUUUCAGAUUGUUCAAAAGGUUAAUGUUUUUCUAAACUCCCAGCUACAGAGCCAAAGUAUUUUUGUGUGUGCACAAAUCAUUAACUCAGCAAUCAUGGGAUCAUUAUGUUGUGCACAAGGUAAUGACUUGUUAGUACAUGUUAAUAACUUGUGUGUACAUGUUAAUAACUUGUGUGUACAUGUUAAUAACUUGUGUGACCAUGUUAAUAAAUUGUGUGUACAUGUUAAUAACUUGUUAACACAUGUUAAUAACUUGUGUGCACAUGUUAAUAACAUUUAUGAGGCUUUAAAGGCUCAGUACUUGACUAAGGACCAUACAGCUUCAGAGUUUGGUUCAUUACUGUGGUCCAACCGUAUGUUGGCUAAUUUAUUAUUAUUUUGUGUUUGAUUAGGCUGUUGCCACCAGAUUUGUCAUUAACUUGCUCAUUCUGAUACAUCACAGUGAUGUGUGGUAGGACAAUAGGCAGGACGUACAUAAAUGAAUGAAUAUGCUACAUAAUAAUCCAUAUUUCCACACUCACAUUCACUUACAUAUUCUCAAAGUUUAUACCAUAUUUCCCAAGUUUUCAUGCCUUACUUCAGACUAACUUCAUAAAACAAUGAAGUAGCUGUGCUACUACAAAGAAGAACAUACGUUACUUUGCCAAGCACCUUUAUUAUUAUUUAUUGCAGCACUUGAGUUUACAUCUGUUCAUCCAUUUAUCUGUUCAUCCAUUUAUCCGUUGAUCUAUUUAUCCGUUCAUCCAUUUAUCCGUUGAUCUAUUUAUCCGUUCAUCCAUUCAGCUAUGUCACUCUACUACACAACACUAUAGAGCAGGGGUGUCAAACAUACGGCCCGCAGGCCAAAACCAGUACACCAUACAGUCCAAUCCUGCCCACAGGAUGACUUUGCAAAGUGUAAAAAUUACAGAGAAGACAUUAAGUACAAAUUUGUAAAACUGUAAAUCUGAAGUAUUUUCUAGACCUUUACAAGUAUUUUUGAUCAUAUAGCAAAAUACUAUAUUGUUCAAUUCCAGAUGUGAUAUUUUAGUACUUUGUGCCUUUGUAGAUGCACUCGUUAAUGAUAAACUGAGGUAUAACAUUGUUGAACUGAACUUAUUUUUCUAAAUACAUUUCAGGAUGUACAUAAUGUUUUGUAAAAAGGUAGUUCAUAAAAUGUGAACAUUUUCAAGAUUUCAUUUUAUGUAUUAAAACAAAGAAAAAAUUUGGAGUUGUUGUUAUUUAUAGGUGAUUAUGCCAUGAUUUUACUGGUUCGGCCCACUUGAGAUCACAUUGGCCUGUAUGUGGCCUCUGAACUAAAAGAAGUUUGACACCCCUGCUCUAAACAUGCAAUCGCACUGAGCAUGCAUUCUGUGCUCUGAUCUACUGAACCUCUGAAAAACUAAACUACUAACUGUUCUCUGCAUAGUUACUGCUGUUAUUUUUUUUCAUAACAAUGUUGGCAAAUACCCUCUGAUAGCAGUGUUACUCACCAGACAUCGUAUUCUGAGGAUCUCUGUUAUGGUUAUACACACUGAAGUAGAGACUAAGCAAAAUGUGAUUUUAUGAUAUGUUGAAGAUCAUCAAAGGUCAAAAUGAAGCACAAAGAGUUUCAAAGGUUGUCGUAUUAUUUAUCCUCAAUAAUCCGAAUAUCAGACAAGUACUGCAAACUCACCUGCUAAUCUGUUUUGUAUGCCAGCAGAUCUGAGAAGAUCCAGGUUGACAGCGGGCAGGUAUAUUUAGACAGUGAGUCAUUCCUCCCUGCUCAGCACAGAAACGUGUACGUAAUGGAAACAGGAGGGCUUCAGCCCAACAGGCAGCUUUAUGAAGUUAAGGUAUAACACUGCUUUGAUCCAGUAGCUUGUGCAUAAUUGCCAUGUUUACCAUCUGACAAUAAAUUAAUUCAAGUGUCGUAGUUAUGUCACAAGUAUAAAGUGUUGAUUAUAUUUGUGGCUAAGACUAAGGGGCCGUUUACACGAGGACGCUUACAGGUAAAAACGUCAAAAUAUUGCAACAAAACACCCUAUCGUUUAUACGAGGACGGCGUUUUGGGGGCUUAAAAACGCAAAAAUUUGAAACCGGCCUCCAGAGUGGAAAAGUUGACAACUCUCCGCUGCUACGUUUCCUCUAAACAGCAAAACGCAAAACUUUGCCGAGAUCUGACCACGUUGUGUACGCAGUUACGUCACAUACGUGCGCCGGUGCUUUGGUUUGCCGGCCGGUACAAGGAAGUAAACAAAGAUGUGUGAUUAUUUCCAUCCUUCGUACCUUCAAGCAACUCUGGCAGCUCUAUGUACACUACAGGAGUCGUACCACCAAACAUGCAGAAUCUGUACAGAUUCCAUUCAUGAACAUUUACCGCGGCGGAGAUCCGAAAAGGGAGACAGUACGCAUGCGCGUAGACAUGGCGGAGUUUUAUCACAGCGCCACCCAGCUGCCUGGCAUGCAUAUCCAAUCGAAUUCCACACACUACAGAGUCACCGUAUAUACGCAGAUUUCCUUCAAAACCGCUCGUCUAAACAUGAAAUGACAAGACGCCACUUUUGCGUUUUCUGUUAAGAUGGUCCUCGUGUAAACGUAGCCUGAGAGCCAAUACUUUCAAGAAUUGGUUGUAUUAUAAUCAGUGCAGUCAAUGUAUUGUCAAAACCAUUUACUCUAACCAAUAGAUAGCAUCAAAUAGCAUUAAACUACAAGCAUUAGAGUCUACACCAUGACUUAUAUAGUAGAUUUCACUUCACUGUUAGAACUUUUACCUGCUCCACCAUUUAUCCUCUGAGGACCAUAGAUGUGUGUUCAAGGUUUCAUCCUGAAUUGAUUUUCUUAGACUUAGCCUGAGGUUAGACGUCUUUUUGAGUGUUUAUUAUGGACCAGGUUACAUUUAUUAGAAUUCAUCUUGCAUAGGUUAUAUUACGCUUGUAUAAACACGCGUUUUCUUUAAACUUGAAACCUUUGUUAAGUGUGUCCAGUCAACAAUAUUUAGUCAAAUAUGCCUUAUAUUUCCUCUCAUUCAGAUGCACCGCUCACAAACUAAUCAGUAACAUAAUGUGACUAAUAACGCCCUUCAUCCUAACCUGAACCAUUCCAAUAAGAUGCAUAAUCCAGACCCCUAACACUAGGUCUUAACCCUCAAACAGCCUGUGGAAAGUAUGUCAAAGUGAGAAAAGUUCUGGUUUUGUUUAAUUUUUUCACUUAAACUGGUUCACAUGAAGGCAGUCAUUCCAGUAGACACACUAUAUGUUGACGAUGCAAUCCAUGUCGGCACCAAGAUGAAUAUUAUAUUUAAUUUGUUAUGUUGUUGAAAAUUGUUCCUUAAAUGAAGAAAAUUGGAUGUGUGCUUCUGAAAUUGUCAAUUUGUGUAAUUUAACAAUGAGGUCAUCAGUUGGCUUCUGUUCACCUCAACAAAUGAGUAAUGUAAUUUAAUUUUUUGAUUUUUUUUUUAAUAACUUGAGGUAAUUUACUGAGAAACUAAAAGAUGUAAACAAUACAUGGGGAAAAACAGUAUAUAAAUGAUCAUUCAUUUUCCCCCACUGAUUUUUAUCCUUAAAUUUAAAUACUCUUUGCUUGAAUACAGCUUCAUUUUAAAAAAUGAAGAGUUUGUAGUGCUUUUUACUAUAAAUCUUUUUUUUAAUCAUUCUAAUCGGUGUGUUUUCUUUUGCCCUUCAGCUCAGCCCAAAAUAAUUACGUUCCUAGCCAACAAAACUGCAUUUUCAGUUAUAUUUUGACAGGAGACAUAUUUUCUCCUGGGUCAUUUUUAUGCGUCAUAAAUAUGUUCAUAACAAAGAUACCUCUGUCAUUUGUUGUGCUGCAUGUCUGAUGGGAUCAGGACUCAUCACAGUGACAACCCAGAAAUCAGAGGAGUCAUUUUGAUAAACAUGUUGUGUAAGUUUUACCCAAAGCUGUGAUGUUGUCCAUGAUCAAACAUACUGAGAAUGACCAACUCCACUGUAAUUUCACCUGGACAAAGGAUGGUCUUUUGGCAUUGGGACAAUGAAAAAGAGGUUACAGGAGGCUCUAGUGCUUCCAUUGGGGUUAAAUAUGCAUAUGCAGUUCUUUGUCAGCUAACAAAUACGGGGGCAAGUCCUCAACCUUUUUCUUAUUGUUCUACGGCCCAUUCAGAGGUGGAAUUGGGGUUACCCUGUGACAAUUCUUACCCAUUAUAGUCUCAGAAAUCUUUUGAGUUAUGGUAAAUAUACACUGACUAUGUCUAGGCUAAGAGAAAGGUAUUUGGUGCCUAAGUUGUAUUUGAAAAUGUAAAUGAGAAUGCAGUUUAGUCGUAUAGGAACAUAAUAUUUGAGAGGCAGGGUUACUUUUAUAGUGUGUACUGAAGGUUUUUGUAUUUAACGUGUGUGCAUUUUUAAAUUUUUGUGUUUUUUUAUUAUUUACUUAGUUAAUGCAGUGUGUUCUUUACCUUUUCUUUACCAAAUCAGCAUUAGUGCGCUCAGCUGUUUCUAGUCUAAAGUUCAUUUGUCAGAUAUGAAUCUUUGGGUUACAGAGAAAUCUAUCAGCUGCUCAGACUGAAGGAAACAUGAGACUGGAAAAAAUGACUGAAACAUACGUUGUGUCUUAUCAUUCCUACCACACACUCCUUUUAAAGGACAAAUUAUUUUCCACUGUGUUACUUACAGACACAUAAAACAGCUACUGCUCGCUGUAUUUAUUCUGUUGUCAUAUUGGUAAUUCCUUAUUUGCUUUUUAGUUUCUUAUUAGCUUUGAUUUAUACAGGAGAAUGGAAUAAAAAAUUUGGGAUAUCUCAGCUCCUGUUUCUUUGAUUUCUUCAACUGUUGUUUAUUUUUAUUUAAUAAUCUGUCUCUUGUGAGUCCCUUCCACUUUAUAGAAGUGAAAUGUGAAAUGACCAGAGCAUCCUUAUGGCUAAAUAUCACAAAAACACCAGAUUUACAUUCAAAAAUGUUCUACUCAAUGUACUGCCGCUCUCUUCUGCAGCACCUUCAUCGUGCAUUUCCUGAGUUUGCAUUCACUUUCCCAAACCUUUGAAUUAAAUAAGCAGCAGCAGCACACCGUUUAACAUUUCACAGUUAAAUUUAGUAUAGAAUAUAAAUCUGGUGGAAAAUAAUCAGGAAAUGCCAUUUCAUCGCUAGUUACCAGUGAACACGUUAAAACGCACCAAGUUAAAAGCGGAAUUGGAGAUGUUGUGACAAACUCAGUGAGAAAAACUGUGGUCUUCUUGGGUAGAUUAUGGUUUAUUUUUAGUCUUGACAUUUCACACUUCUAACCACAAAUACAGUUUAAAUGCUCCGUGUACCCAUGAAAUGUCUGUUUAAAUGCUGCGUUCAGUGUCAGGUUUUCUCAUUAAAACUCUUCUGAUAAUUGUUCCGUGUUCCUUCGCAAGCAUUUAAAGCUGCAAUAAUCCAUGAAAAAAGGUCCACUUCUGCUCAAAAAGACUUUUUUUGUCAUUGUUGCAACUUGACACUUUAUAAUUAAUCUGCUGAUCUUUGACAGUUUUAGACGAGUACUGGGAAGCAACCGAUACAUGUGUGAAGCCUGCAGCCUGCAUUGCACAAACAGAAAGUAUUGACUUUCAGAGAAGUAUCUAGUACUUAAACUAGUGAAAUGAAACAUGUUUGCAGUUUUAAAGAUUCUGUAUUUUUUAGUGAUAGGGGAGGCGUGGGUAUUAUUGCAGAAAUUCUGGUCCCAGCUAGGAAAUGUAAGACCGGAAAUGAUUCAAAGUACAGUACUUUCUUAAAUGUUCAGACAUACAUCUUUAAGAAUGAGUGCAAAACCUGUUAGUGACAAACCUACGGAGGAUUGUCAUCUGUCUCUGCAGAGCUUUUAUCAUUUCGAAGCACUUAUUUUAAAGUUCAGGCCUACAGUUCUGCCUUGGUUAUCCAGUUUCAAAGUACCUGCACAGCAUUCAAGCAGUAGACAGCCGCCCACACUAACUGUGGUUUAGUUCAGGUUACUUCUUGUUAAAAGGGAAUUUUUCUUCUCCACUGUCACGGACACUUGCUUCAAAGGAAAAACUGAGUUUCUCACUAUAAUAUUUUUAGGAUUUUAUCUUACUAUUAACGGUGCGCCAAUGACAUCUUUUAUGAUUUCAUGUUGUAUAAAUAUAACUCAAACGACAGACAAGGUGUCAGACGUUUCCCUCAGUAGUUUCACCUCACAAGCCCACUACAUUUACUAUAACAGCUUUAAAAGAUUUUGCUCUUGAUUGCAUACAGUACAUUGUUUUAAAUAGCAGCUUAAACCAGCUGAUAGCAUUACAAAAACACUGGUUUUCUUCUAUAAUGUCUGCUACACAUGGUAUUGGCUCGGUAAAGGUUUGCUCAGCUGGCCAUGCCUUUGAUUAUAUUGAUGAAUUUCCAGGCAGUUUUCAUAAAUAUCUCCUGUUGGCUGCUGCUGUUAGAAGAAAAAAACAAACAAGAAGAGAGCAAAAUGUAAAUGUAGUGACCAUAAAAUGCUAAUAUUUAAGUCUCAAGUGCAAAACAGUAACUCAGAUAUCUACAGAUUGUGUAAAAGUUGUAGCUUCUCAGUGGACAAGAUGGAAAUGAUUAUAUUUACCGUUUCUGCUAUGGUAGACGGCCCGCUAUUUCUGUGAAGAAAAGGAAUGUUUUGUAUUUUUAAUAUUACAGUGAUGUAAAGCCAUUAGCACAGCAUUAAGUUUUUCAAAAAAUGACUGGAGGCAAAUGCAACUUACCCUCUCCUCCGUUUGUUGCAUCUUAUUAGAAUGGCCAAACCAAUUAAAAAGAUCAGGAGACACACAGAAGAAACAGUAGCUAUCAUCAGAAUGUCCCAGUUUUCUGUGCUUUCUGGAAAAGAGAGCAGUUUGUUACUCAUUUAACUGCAGGUCUAAUAUGCAGUUAAAUUCAGCUGAGAUGGUAUGAUUAUUAGGGCACUGAUAAUACUGAUGAUCAUUAUUUUUACAGGCUGUCUGUCCGUUCUAGUCCUGUGCAUGCAACGUGUUUGAGAGAAUUUCUGCAAAUUUGGCACCAACUUUCUUGUAGACUCGAGGAAGAACUGAUUGGAUUUUUGUGAUCAGAGGUCAAAAGUCAGAAGUCAGGAAUUCAUUUGCUCAUCGUGACAGAAUUUCAAACAAAAGUCUAACCGGAUAGAUAGUAAAAAUUGAUUAAUCAAUGCCACUGAUAUCCCGAAAGUACCCGUGUGACAUGAUAAGGUUGUUCAAAAACCACUGUAGUUAUAGCAUGAUUCAAUGCUCUAACUGCAGUGAUGGAAAAACGUUUUCAGACAUCCCAUGCAUUUGUGAAAUAUUGCAUUAACAGUCACUCUUAAACGCAUUCUUCAAGUGCAAUUUCUUUCAGUACAAUCACAGCCAUAAUACUAAACAAAUCCUUAAAAAAGCCAUUAAAAAAAUUAAAAUUGAUUGUUUCCAUAAAAAUAAGAAAUUUAGAGUAUUGGGUCAUUUUUGGAAGAAUUUCGUUUUGUUAGUUUUUCUUGUCAAAUAAAAUCAUUUGUAUUUGUUUUUGCCUGUCUAGCGCUGUCUAGCAACACAAAAUAGAUUUGUCCACAAAUACUUCAUGAUAGUAUUUGAGGUUGUGUAAAAUUUUAAGAGUGUCCGAAAACUUUUUUCCACCACUGUAACAUGAAUUUGGUUACACUAAUAUGAGAUGAACACUUUGAAACCACAUUGAUUGUGCAGAUCUCCCCGGUUGCUGGGUUGAGGGUGUGUAUGAAACAUCCACAUUUGAGAUUUUUUAGCUUCUCUACAAUUCUACAGUCUCAUUUCGCCGAUGCUUUUAUCUAAAGCGACGUACAUCAGAGAGUAGAUACACCAACGCUCUGCACCAACAUCCAUAUUUGAAUUAUUGUCUGCUAUCCCAGCUCCAUCAGAAUUAGUUUAAUUGACCAAGCAUGUGAGCACAUGCAAGGAGUUUCCUUUAAAGCUUUCACUGUAUUUAUCACUUGAGUCUGGACAGACAUGGAUUUAAAUUGCAACUUGAGGCGUACAGCUCCGGCGGUGAGGUAGAUCUGCAUGUAAGCUGUGUCUAGACACUAGAUGAAUGGGUGUGUUGGAGUUUACAGUAUAACAUAGUAAUUGUGUUGCCUUAAAUAAUCCGUUCACUUUGUUCCGUGGCCACAGAAAAUUCUUGUUUUGCCGUAUCAUAAAACAAAUAUAAUUGCACACCUCUAAUUAUCAGACUCCAGGUCUGAUCCACGACUCCGCUCUUCGUGGAGACUUCACAAGUGUAGUUUCCCGUGUGAUAGAUCUGAGCGCUCUCUAUGAUGAGCGCAUACAGCCCAUUCUGUAAUUUAGACGUUUUCAAGGUCAGGUUGGUAGCUUCUGGACUGAUGAACCUUUCCUUAGAGUGAAAGUGAACAUGACAUCUCCAUUCAUCGUCCAUGUCAGCUGGGUGAACGUGCUCUUAGACUCAUUGUUACAUUGCAGGGUUACUCUGCUGCCAACCGUUUCUGAAAUGGUUUCCCAAGCUGCUUUCCCUUUGGGGGAAAAAAAAGAGAAAAGAAUGAUUUGCAUGUUUGUCACAUCCACAUUGUCACCAUUACAGGAAUAGGUUGACUUUUUUCACAAAUUCCUCUGUAAAUUCUGUGUAAAUCCUUCUUCCCUUCAGCUAUGUGCUAUUGGUUUCAGAUCCCUUUUUAAUGACGUUGGAUUGUGCAAUAACACAGACCCACUUGGUUCUUUCAGUUCCACUAGUUGUGGAUAAGUUUCUUUUUCCAAGCUAAACAAGUUCACUAUGAGAAUAUAUUGCAGGGAGCACCACUGCUACGUCCUGGUCUUAGCAUUCCUCAAAAGGGAUUGGGAUUGGAUUAAAUAUAGGUUGAUGCUACAGGUACAGACCCGUACCUGUAGCAUCUGUACUAGAGGUACGGACCCGUUAAGGUCACUGAAGAGCUGGUGCCGGUUAACUACUAUUUGCUGCACAUUACAGGCAGUUUAUAUGAAUGACUUUGACGGCGAACAUUGUAUAAUUUAACCAAAAAUACACCGUCUCCUCUCACACUUUAGACAUUGCAGUUUUUACGCUUUUAGACGCCGUGUCUAAAUUGUUUGAAGUCCAGCUCCUAUUAAUUAGUUUACCGCGUUCAGUGGUGGAAGCGGCUGACGAACUCCAUAGACACUACCUUAAAGAUGGUUAUGUAAACCAAGCCGGACAACUUUUUUCUUCCUAUUGCAGAAUAAUAAUAGGAGCAGCUGAACCGUCCUGCUGUGCUGUGCAGGUCUGGCUUUGCUAAACUCAUCCAAAAGUAACGCAGUUCUGAUUGCAAGCCUUUCCAACAAACAAAACUAUCAGAUAAAAACAACCAGUGGUUCACAUUUAGCUUGUUUCUGUCUUUACAGACACAAGAGUCACCUAAAAUGUGCUAAUUUAAGCAGGAAAAAAAUGGUCAAACUGUUCCUGUAGCUGUGUCAGAGUGUCGUGUGGAUAAUUGUUACCUCCUGGCAAGAAGAUACAGAAGAUACAACAUAUCAGAGUCAAGGUCCCAUUGAUGCUCAGUUGUCUAGAAAAGUCGUCCAUCCCACCUUAAAACAAAGAUAAUGUUACGAUAAGCAUCACUUUUAUGUGGGUUUAUAGUAUUGGUAAUUGGUAUUUUUGUAUACACUGUUCAGAAAAGUAGCACUGAGAUUAAAAAUCUCAAGUGCUCUGGUCAAGUGUAGACAUAAAAAACAGACUGAUUAAAUAUAAAACGUAACACCAAAGAGGACAUGGUCAAACUUCACAGCACAACGGGCUUGACAACCUGCAUCGGCAGAUAUUUCCUGUUUUUUUUGGUUUAGUCAAAACCCACAAAUACCUCUAAAAAUCCCAAAAAACCAAACACCUAUUUGUGAAAUUAGAAUUCAUCUUGCGAGUGAGAGUCAUGAAGAAGAUCACAUCAUGUUGAAACCGGGUUAGUAGAGUGACUAUCGUAGCUUACCAAUAGUGAGAAUCUCCAGCUCUUCAGUCUUAUCUUGUUGUGCGUUCCACCAAGAAAUCUGUAAGAAUCUCAGUAUUUUUACGCAGCAGUCUGUAGAACUUGCACACUGGUGAAGUGGUGAGAUUAAACCUGACCAGGAGUGCCUACACGCAGAACUGAAAUAGUUUCCAUGCAGGAAGUGAGUGUUGCAAUGGUGUAGGGGUCUCUGGCCGUGUGCUUGUUUCUUUGAGGUUUGCAGAGGAUGUUGUCACAUUUAAUCUGUUUUACAAUGACGGUGUACUGUCGUGGCUUUAGUGCUGUUGGAGUCAUUCUGCUGGCAGAGUCACAGCGACAGGCCUUAGAUCAGGCAACAUGCUCUCAUUUUAUGUUUCAAGAUCGAAAAUGCUCAAAGCAACUUUCAGGAAGCUAUCAAGUCUUAUCUUGAAACUGAAUGUUCAGUGGACCUUGCAGCUCACACACCGUCACACAGAAACUGAAAACGUCACCAGAGCCUGAAGAGUGUUGCAGUUCAGUGGAGUUUUCAUUUUUCACUCACAACAGUGGCUCCAUUGUCACAAGCUGGUUUUGUCAAGCCAUCCAAGUGUGUGAAACGCGUAGGAUGAAGAAUAGAAGCGCAAAUGACAGGUCGGUAAAUGGCAAAGUUCAGGAAUUACACACACACACACACACACACUGUUCACGAUAGCCAUGUCAUCCUGUGACUCCGUGAUCUUUCUCACACUUCUUCAUUUUCACAAUUCAUUUGAGGUUUAACUUUUGUCCCAAGGCAGAAACUCAAGACAUCUCUGUCACCAGUGACUAAUUCAAGUUGAACACCUGCAUUUCACAUAAAGAUAAAACAAACUUAGGUAAACCCAACGCUUGUCAGUUUAAUCUGUAAACUACUCGAGCAAUCCUCAUGACACGUCCCAAAAACUCGUCUGUUGACUCACAAAGAGCAUCUGAUGUCUUUACAGUUUAGACAUAUUUGUUUUAGGCUCUGUUUCAUCUGGACAUAAAAUACGUUCACACCCAGAAAUGAUGGAGCCUGUUCUCAAGCAGGACAGUGUAUUUUGCUGCACUUGUGUUGACAGUUGUCUCCGCACACGUGGUUUGGAACUCCUUCUUCACAAAUAGCAUAAAUAUUGUUUAUCCAGAUGUUUGCCUGGGUGCCUUUUGCAGACAGUUUGUUAUUGAUGUAGGCCGUCUGGAUGCGUCAUUACCUGUAUGACUGGGAAUCUUUACAAAAAUAUUUGCUUUACUUUAUCACGCAGUCUUCAGUUUGAGUUUGUUCAAAUGCUGCAGGAUAUCCACUGAAAUGUUCUUUUCGGAACAGCUCACAAUAAGACGUUUGAACCAUCAGAGGACAUUACAAUCAUAUGUGAAUAAACAAGGGAGCUGCAGACAGGAUAUUAAAAAUGUGGUCUAAAUUCAGUUUUCUUCCAUAGCAGUUGCUCUUCAUAAGAGGUACUCAGCAUUCCUCGCACAUAACUAACCACACAUGGUUUUCUGUAUCUGCAUAACAAACAGCAUCUGUCAUUUUCAAACUGUCAUACUUUUCAGUUAACUUAACAAAACAAACUGGUUAGAUGUUACUGUUGCUGUGGCAAUAAAGACUGUAAGUUAAUAGGAAUCUUAAUAAGACUUUUUUGCAUGCCAGCAUGUUUUGUUGUUGUUCUACCCUCCAGUGCCCAAAAAUCCCAUUUUAAAAUAAAAAGUGGUGAUAAAGGCAGUUUUCACCAAGUGAUUCGUUAUAUUACACACAUGCAUGGAUAAAUUACGGAUAUUUCAAAUGGUUUCUGUGAAGUCUUACAUUGUCGUGAAAUAUUUCAAAUAUAAGGCAACAUAUUUUUAAAGAAUAUCCAGCUACCCACUUUCCACAGGUUGUUUUUCACACAUUGAAAUGUGCGGUUGUUUGGACAACAACUUCUAAACAUAAAAACCUUAAAUUUGUGCUGUUAUUUUUCAUUGAGUCAUUGACUCUUGACAAGCAGAACUCAAACCAAGUUUAUGCCAACAGAGUCGGCCCUGAAAAUAUAAAAUAUGCCCCUUAAAAAACAAAUAAUAAUACAAACAUUUUUCUUAGUUAUAUUUAAAGAACCGUUUUGAAACUCCAGAAUACUGCUGGACUUGGACCAGACUGUCUACCAAUCUGUUUGUUUUGUGGUGCAACUUCUCAAACUUGCUCAAUCAGUUAUGAACUUUGAAUCGCCUCGUUGAUGAAAUGUGCUAUAUAAAUAAAUUUGCCUUUGCCUUUAUGAAAGUGCAACGAAAAUAACUCUCUUUUCACUUUGUGUAUUUCAUAUUAAGAAGUGUUCUUCAUGUUUUCUCUUGUACUAUUGUGAAAUGCAGCUUCCUAUAGUUCAGAUCAUAUCGCUAGUUGACUUCUGCAUUUUUCAUUUUUUGUUCAUGUGAUCAAAGAUGGAACUUUUUGGGGUUUUUUUUCUUGUAAUACCCCUCAUGUUAUUUUCCAAAUUACUGUAUGUAAUAAUGCCAUACUACAUAUUCAUAUUUGAACAGCCAGGCUAUAGAAUUUCCUUUUACACUGCUGCCCCUUAGUGGUCAUACCAAUCCUCACAGCCUUUUCAACUAUUCUUAAAGCAAUAAUCUUCAUAACUGUGCUUUACCUUAUACUGUUUGAAUAAAUAGUUACCUGUAUCUGUUCUUUUUAACUAAUAAACUUCUAUGUUUUGAGAAGCAAA
Messenger RNA from Acanthochromis polyacanthus (spiny chromis), 17467 nucleotides. RefSeq names its product nectin-1. Gene Ontology annotation, biological process: heterophilic cell-cell adhesion; homophilic cell-cell adhesion. NCBI's taxonomy places the organism in Eukaryota, Metazoa, Chordata, Actinopteri, Pomacentridae. Gene Ontology annotation, cellular component: adherens junction. The record is from RefSeq and is a predicted model, not a curated record. The transcript has 7 exons. The coding region runs from base 473 to 1951 and encodes 492 amino acids.